Phlebotomus argentipes is the source of this 6645-nucleotide messenger RNA. RefSeq lists its product as uncharacterized. The coding region runs from base 508 to 3942 and encodes 1144 amino acids. The record is from RefSeq and is a predicted model, not a curated record. The transcript is spliced from 6 exons. Lineage: Eukaryota; Metazoa; Arthropoda; Insecta; Diptera; Psychodidae.
CUGACCGAGAAGGUUGAACUUUUCUCAACUCCGCGCCAGUGUCUCCCCCCAGUGAGAGGACCACAGAGCAGAGGUCCUCCUUUCUCUGUGUGCCCGAAAACCGUGCAAUUUCCCAGCGAGUGGUCUGCAGAAAAUAAGACGAAUUGCUGUUUACACACUGCGGAGGCGACGCUUCAGCCGUGAUACAUCGGCCAAAGGGAUCAUCCGCCGUAGAAUAGAUUGGCGAGCGCCUCAUGAUUGAUUGAAGUCGUCAUAGGGAGCAUUUUGUAGCUGUGCCCAGAGAGAAGUUGUACAAUUGAAGAGCACGAAAUUGCGCCCAAGGGACACUUGUUCCACUUUUUUUUUGAUGUGAGUGAUUUGCGGCCGAGGAUGUAGGCUAUAGCCCAGAGACUGUGAUAGCUGCAAGGACGUAGAUUGCGUGCGAGAUUCCAUACAUUUGUGGUGCGCGUCGGUCGGUUAGUGAUACUAGAUAGUAGAGACAGAGGAGGAAAUCAAUUAGUGGACAAUAUGGAGUGUCGAUAUGUCUGGCUGUAUCUCCUGAUCCACUCAGCUCUCGCCGUGCUAUCGAUUAGUGCUGCUCCCACAACGGAAAUGCCAUACAUCCGUGACACGUCCGAUGGGCUGAGCGAGAAUAAGACCGGAGUGGAUAUGACACAAAUUCCAUCCACCGAUCGCCCCCGCGCCGCCGCCCCCGCCAAUUUGUCGGCCCAGCCGACACCGGGCGCAGGUCAGGUGCGGCAGGAGGCGCCGAGGAGUGGCGAAUUUGCACAGGCGACCACGGAGUCGGUGGAUGUGACAACGCCGGCCGAGACGGAGACGCCAAGAGUCGAGAGCGUGCUGACCACAAUCCUCUACCCAUCCGCCGGGCCGAGCGAGGCGGCCACCGAGCAGAGCAGCGCAGCGCCGGAGGAGGGGGAGAAGUGGCGGUCGACGGAGGCGUACUUUAUUAAUGGUCUAUCGGAUCUGUUGAUGGAGAACAGUGGCAUCGACAGAAUAGCUGAAUUUGUUGAUGAAAUUGCCAAUCAGCACAAUUCUCAGCUGGAGAAAAUGGACUCAUCAAUUUCCACAGACGUCACCCCAACGACCACCGAAUCAGUGGAGAAAAUUGCCGAACAAGUGACUAAUUCCAUGGCGAAAAAUGCCCUGAAUACAGAGCGCGCCGAUGCGCUCGAGGACGAUGGCAAUGCCACAGCGAAUUUCACACCAACCACGGAAGUGAGUGCGGAGAAAAAUGACUCUUUUGCGGAGACAGCAACUCCUUCAGCCAUUCCCCAAUUUAUCCAGCAAUUUGAUGUAUUGACUUCAGCGAGCACGGCCAGUCCGCCGGAGAGGAGCACCCAAGCGCCGAUGGACACGUCCACGAAGAAGCCCAAGAGUGGCAAGGCGAAGAAGAAAGUCUCGAAGACUGUCGACACGAAGAAACCCUUCACGCUGAAGGCGUCUGAUUUAGUGCACGCCGCCACGACCACCACGACCACCACCCCGGCUGUCAGCACCACCACGGAGGCCCACACCGCCGCGCCGAGCAGCAGCGAGGGACCCAGUGACAUCCCCACGACCACCACGCAGGCGACGGAGGCCACCGAGGCGGCCACGACAUCGUCGGCCGCGGAGACGACCACGCGAGGGCGGCCGGAGUGGACGGGGGACGAUUACACGCAGCCGGAGAGCGAGGAUGACGUGCUGGUGGUGGAGAUUGAGGACACGGACAACUUCACGGAAGUGUCGCCGGCCGAGGAGGGGCCGGACGAUGCGAUAGAGCCGGCGAUAAAGCAAUCAGGCCGGCCCGACGAUAUGACCGACGAACUCUUCUUCCCCAUCCUCGUGGAUCGCGCCGAGGGCGCCACCACCGCCGCCCCGGCCAUUAGCCAAGAGGUACCGAUGGUGCCGACGACGCCGGCAAAUGUAGAUAAGACAGAGGCACCGAUAGACCGUGACUCGGACACAUUUUUCUAUAUAUCCAAUACAGAGGUAAAAGUUGUUGAAUCGGUACCCACACCGGAUACGCAUAAGGAGACUAAUUUUUUUCCAGAAAUCUAUGAGGAAGAUGUUUUUAUCGAUUUUUCUAAUAAAAAUCAUUCUCAUAGGGGUUUGGCACCAGAUAAGUUAGAGGAAGACAUCAUUCUGUCGCCUCUCAACUUUGACCCCCUCACUAGAGCCACGCAGAAAAUGCACAAUGACAAACAGACGAGCUACGACAGUAGCGAAAAUCAUGACGCCAUGGACCAUGUCGAUAAUAAUUUGAGCAUUAGCUACAUUGGUGAAUCCUUUAUUGAAAUUAAAGAGUCAACAACUGAGAUGGACAGCAACAAUCUCAUGAGUCCCCUCAAUUCCGACGUCAUCAUCCAGCCCGUGGCCAUGCCCGACGUGCCCCUUUCCAUCGGCGUGCCCGUCAUUGGCGAGCUGCCGCCGCAGAUUGAGCUCGUGCCGCCGGCGCAGCAGCACCACGACUUCGACAUCGAUCUGCGUGACACGUCGCACGUGUUCGCCCACGCCGGCGACUACCUGGUGAAGAACCCCUCCAUCUCCGCCGAGGUGCCCAUCCUCGAGUCCAGCACAGCCUCGUCGCGGCGCGCCAACGCCACCGCCACCGGCCAGACGCCCUUCGUGGACGACGCGGACCUUGACACAAGUUUCUCGGACCUGCAGACGCUCUUCACCGCCUGCCUCGCCACCCUCACGCUCCUCAUGGUCGUGCUCGUGAUUGUCUUCGGCGUCAGAUAUCUCUGGCGAAAAUACCGGCCCAAUCAAUUGGCAGUUAAUGGAUUGAUUGCGGACAGCAGCACAGACCCUCUGGCAAUUAAAUCCAGAACUUUGUCCACUGAUGAGUUGAAAUCUGCCGAUUCCGAGUACACGAUCAAUCGCAGCAGUGACACUUUGGAGUCUACUGCGGAUCAGGGUCGUAACACAUGCAAUGGUGCUGCCCCCAUUGGUGCUCUCGGCGCCAAAUCGAACCACACUGGCGCGAAUGGCUCCGUCAUUACUAUGACGCUAAAGAAUAACCACCUCAUUGUUGAGACGGAGGAGAGAAAUGAUAUUUCGCGAGAUGCCAGAGAGACCAAGAUGCACUACUCGCCGUCGGAGAAAGAUGGGGUGUUUGUGGUGGAAGUGGCCAGAGGAGCGGACAGCACAGGACUCGCCGAGGAGUUCAGCAAGAACAAUCAGGACAUUCUACUGCAGCAGAAGACGAACAUCGAAUUCACCGGUCCGGGAGUUGAUCAGGAGCCGCUGAUUUCGCUGAAGACCGACCCAACGCCUGAACAUCAGAAGGUGCAGAUCCACGAUCCGCCGCCGGCCGAGAAGCCCGCGGAACUUAUUCUGGAAGUGAAUGAUCUGAAGAGCGACCAACUGGCUAUUCACGCGAAGACCGGACUAACGCAGUCGAAUCUCAGCGUUUCGUCGUCGAACGGGAGCAACAAGGACUACUGCUACGGGUCGCAGGUGCCCUACACGGUGGAGACGAAGGGCUACAAGAGCUCCUCGCCGCGCAACGUGAAGAUGGACGGGCGAAAUGAGGCCGAGAGUGCGUCCAACAGCGAAGACGGUGAGGAGACGUUCAUCAACAGGAAGCCAAUUGUCACGGGAGCGAUUUACAAGCAGGACACGCUGGACUUCGAGUCGUCGAUUCCGCUGGACAUUAGCGAGGUGUCGGCCAGUAAGUGUGCCAAGGAGGAUCAACUGAUCAGCGAGCAGCAUCAGCUGGGAAAUGGGGAGAUCAACGCGCUGGAUGAGGCGAAGAAGUGGAACGACAGCGGACCUGUUGUCAACGGGGAGGCUGAGAAGGAGUCCUUCACCUACCCAGAGCCGCCGUCUUCGGAGGAGAUUAAGUGUCUGCACGACAGCACAGUGAUUGAGAACAAUAUGGACUCCCUCCCACCGCCGCCACCUGUUGACAACGCCGCCAACCAGUUGGACGAACAGAGUCUGGUCGCUGAGAGUUAAUAGGAAAAUUCCGGCAGCAGACUCUCUUGCGACUCAUAAGCUAAUUUAAAUAGAGGAUUCUGAUGGAAAAUAAAAUGCAAAAACUCUACUUGAUGUGUAGAUUUAUGUGAAAUAAGGUCAGAAAAUUGUAUUUCUGUUAUUUCUUUAAGAAAUUCUAUCGAGUUAUUGGUCGAAAAAACUUUAGAAAGACAAAAAAAUUAAAGGCAAGAAAUUAACAACCAGCACGACGAUAAAUGGAGUUGAAACGUUGAAAAAUUUUAUUCUUUAGAAAACACAUUUUAAGAAUGGAGUAUUUUGGACAGAAGAUCUAUAAACUCUCUUUCUUUUUUUUCACGAGACAUUACAAGAAAUUGUGGAAGAUUUUUAACCAAAUGGCGUCAUGAGGACCAAAGCAACACCGACUACAAUUUUGAUAGUUCCAGACUUUUGAUGCAUUAGUUGCAUAUAUUAAAAACUGACAGUUUUACGUGUAUUUUGUCACUCGAUGAAAAUUCCCGUCCUCUUGCGUGUAAUUUGUCCUUUAGUAUACGUUUUUUCGUCACCUAAUAAAUAUGCAAUAAUUUUUCUUAACCAGAGAUGAAAAGCAAAUUAAACCUCCUGAAUCACUUUUUCAAUCUCAAAAAAGAAAAUAAGAAAAAAAAACUGAAGCAUUCACGAACAUUAAAUCCCACCACUGAACCUUUGCGUUGAUAUCGUUUCCUAAGAACAAUACUAAGAACAGUCCAACUGUGGAGAAAUAACAUUAGAAAUGUUUGACUUACUAUUAGGUUAAAAUAGACGACAGAGCGUCGAAAUUUUGAUGACAUAAGUGAUAUUUUUGAAACACGAAGUAAGCUUAAUAUUUACUAAAAAGUGAAAAAGAAAUACAUUAUGAGAAAAAAAUGAUAACUAUUACCAAAAAAAAAUUGAGUAAAAGUACAUAAUAUGAAUAGUCAUUAGGAUUUUUACAUUAAAUCUUUGAAGAAGAAAGAAAAAACAAGUAAUGAGCAAAAUUGUGACAGAUAUUCAUGUGAACAAGGGGGAGAUAAUACGGCUAAACAGUGUACACCACUUCCAGACACUUCCACAAUUCCUCUGCAGAAUCUUCAACACUUCCACACACUUCUUAACACCCUUAAAAAUGCAUUUUCCAUCGCUUUUUCCACUCCAUCAACUGUUUCUCACACUCAAUUCCGACUUAUCACAAAGCUAAUCUGGGUUUUUCCAUCUCAAGAAGUUUAAACUCUUCAAAUGCUUCAGAUUUUAGACUGUAAAACAUGAUUUUAACAUCCCAGAAUUUGUUCAUAAACAAUUUUUGCCUUCAUUUUCUGGUUUAAUCUCCAGAAAAUGCUUGAAAAGAAAUUCUAGAAUCAAUUGUGAGGUUAUGAAUUUUGCUUAAAAAAUACUUCAAGCUUGAAAAUGAAAAAAUGGCGAAAAAACGAUGUUAAAUUUGCCAAUUUAGAGCACAAAUUGCAAAAAUAACGAAACAAAGAGAAUUCUCUGAGACAUUUUUGAGGUUAUGGUUGACUUUUAAGCUGUUUCCGAACAGUUUUUUUUUGUACGCAAAUGCUUAAUUUUGCCAAGAAAAGAGUAAAAUUUUCAUCUGGAACAGAAAUUAGAUGAAUUUGAAGGAUAUUUUAUCUCGCAUAAUCUCAAAUAAAAGGAAUAAAACUGAUUUUUAAGCAAAAAUUAUUAGAAAAAUGCCGCAAUUUGGGUGAAAUGGAAGUGUUUUUCAGUGAAAAUAUUUUAUAUAUUUUGCCACUUCCGAUUCUAAACACUUCCUUUCAAGCUGUACACCACUUCCGACCAUAAUAUCUACCCCUUGCAUGUGAACGUUCAUGAGAUAUUCUAGGUAUUAUUAAACGACGUCAUAAUGAAAUCCUCAUACCUAAUUAGCCAACAUUAAAUGUUUGUAAUGAUUUAAAUUAGUGUUAUUAAUUGAAAAAAAAUGUGACAUGUCAGCAUUCAUACUCACAAUUUAUCCUUCAAAAAAAAAAAGUAAUGUAAUGAUGUAAAAUAAGUAAUAACUUAGUCUCUACUCUCAGCAGAAAAUUAAUCAAAAACGUCAUUGUCCAGAAGCAUUUCUAAGGAAUCACUGUGCUUAAAUGUCUUUGGCUUUUUAUAAUUAAGAAGUAGAAAUAAAUGCUACUUCAACUUUUCUACCCAUAUAAUGUUUUAUGAUUUCAGAAAAAAAUCGGAACAAAAAUUGGAAAGAUUGAAAGAUGAGAAAACAAGGAAUUUUGAAGAUAAAAAAAAAUUUGUUUAGCAACAAGAAAAAAGGAAGAAAAGUAGUACAAUAUAUAAAUAUGAAAUUUAUACUUGUUAAAAGUAAUGUCAAUUUCUUGUCCAUCGUCACAUUAAUAAUAAAUAAAAAAAUAGUGACAAAAAUAUGAUGAAGAAAAAACUAUGAAUAAAGUAAUUGUAGAAAUAUUCCGAGAAGCAAAGAAAAUUGAAUGAAUUUUUGACACAAUAUUUUAUCAAUUUUAUUUUCUGAAAAAGAAACAACUUUAUAAGAAAAAAAUCCUUAUAUUGAUAUUUGUCGGAUUCUUAAUGAUUUCCUCUCUGGUAUUUAUUACACUUUCUAUUGUCGAGUUUAGAGGUAAAAAAAAAAUUGUAGCGAUUUUAAGAAAAAGGGACUGAAAUAUUUUAGACAGAAAGAAACGGAUGAAUUCGAAAGUGGAUUUUUAAGAAAAGACUCAUUCUUAUCAACGGCAUUAAGAAAAA